Punica granatum (pomegranate) is the source of this 6167-nucleotide messenger RNA. Lineage: Eukaryota; Viridiplantae; Streptophyta; Magnoliopsida; Myrtales; Lythraceae. The record is from RefSeq and is a predicted model, not a curated record.
CACCUUACUGCAGUUGGUCUUUGUGGCCGACAAAGUCAUUAGGAUUUGCUAUUAAAAAAAAUCUUGGGUUUAUGCUUUGUGGAAUAAAGUCUCCUCCGCACACUCAUCAGAUCAGAUCUGACUGCAGAUCUUUGGACUUGAGAUCUCAGACUACUGCAAUGGCCGCUUCCGAUGCCGCCGCCAAGAGAAGAAGUCUAAACGAGGGUUUGGCAGAUCCAAAGCUGCAGCAAUCAUCAACGGGCAUCAGCUCCAGCAGCAGCGGAAGCAGACCCUCACCCUCCUACGGUCGUGGUUACGAAGUCUUCCUGAGCUUCCGCGGGGCUGAUACCCGGGAUGGCUUCACUGAUUUCCUCUACACUAGCCUGAGAGAUGCCGGGGUCGAUGUUUUCAGGGACAAUGAAGAGCUCCAUGUUGGGGAAGAGAUCGGUCCCCAGCUCCUCGACAGGAUUGAGCGGUCCAAGAUCUCUAUCCCCAUUUUCUCCAAGAACUACGCCUCCAGUAAAUGGUGCCUCCGGGAGUUUGCUUGUAUGAUGGAAUGCAGGAAGAGGAUGAAGCAGACUGUGCUUCCCAUUUUCUACGAUGUCACGCCGAAUGAGGUUCAGCACCCCGAGAAGGGGAUUUAUGCCGAGGCCUUUUCUAAGCACGUGGAAGAUUCAAAGCGCGACCCGAGGAUCGAUGUUCGAAAGUGGAGGGAAGCUCUUGAGGAGGUUGGAACAUUGAAGGGCUGGGAUUUACAGAAUGAGACGAACGGACAUCAAGGACAAUUGAUAAAGCUAGUUGUCGGAAGGUUACUGAGUGAUUUGAAGAAAGGCCAUCUUAUUUUGACCGAAAAAUUUGUCAGAGUCGAUGAUAAGAAAAGAGCGGUCAUGAGGUUGCUUGAGGUGGGGAACGAAGACGUGAGAACUAUUGGGGUCUUUGGUAUGGGCGGCAUUGGUAAGACAACACUUGCCAAGGUCAUCUAUAAUGAAAUUAUGGACUACUUCGACAGUUGCAGCUUCCUCAAAGAUAUCCGUGCAACAGUAUUGCAUUUGGGUGGCCUUAAGUGCCUGCAGAAUCAGCUAGCUGCAGAUCUCUCUAGAUGUAAAGACCAAGACUUCACUACGACUGAUGAAGGAAUGGAUGAGCUGCAACGCAGGUUUCGGGAGAAGAAAGUUCUCGUUGUUCUCGAUGAUGUCGAUGACAGUAACCAACUCAAGGAACUGGCCUCAGUUGCUUGGUUUGGUCCAGGAAGCAGAGUCAUCGUUACAACCAGAAAUAAGAAUGCUCUAGGUUUGACUCCGGAAGAAUUGCAAUAUGAAGUCGAGGAAAUGAAUCCUGUCUGGUCAAUGGAACUCUUCUGCAAGCAUGCUUUCAGGAGUGACUCUCCAACGGUUGAAUUAAGGGCUCUGUCUGAUGCUAUUGUGAAUACAACCGGAGGGCUUCCUUUAGCGCUUGAGGUUAUAGGGUCUUACCUUUGUGGAAAAGGGAAGGUCAUAUGGAAAGAGACGUUAAAGAAGUUGAAAGAAAAACCUCAUAUGAAAGUCCAAGAAAAGCUGAGGAUCAGCUAUGACUCGUUAGAACUUGAACAACAAAAAAUAUUUUUAGACAUUGCAUGCCAUUUUAUUGGAAAAGAUAGACGAGUGGCGAUUCACAUGUGGGAAGAUUGUAAGUUUUAUCCAGAAAGUGGACUUGAUGAACUCAUUCUGCGGUCUCUUAUUAAGAUCGGGGGGGACAACACAUUCUGGAUGCACGAUCAACUAAGAGACCUUGGCAGAGCAAUAGUUCAACAAGAGGAUGAGAAAGAACCAGGGAAUCGAAGUAGGUUGUGGAACAACGAAGAAGCAUUAAGUGUACUGCAGGAAAAAAAGGGUUCACCAUGUAUUGAAGCCAUUUGUCUAAAGUUUCCACAUUUGGAGGUUGAACAUAGGCGUCUUACUGACCAAAACUUUAGAAACAUGUCCGCUUUGAGGUUCCUUGAAAUAGAUGGUGCUGCCCUUGAUGGGGAUUUCCGGAACCUGUUUACAAAGUUGAGAUACCUUUGUUGGCGAUAUGGGGGGCAAGCGUGUGAGCCAACCAACUUAGAUUUAAAAAGCCUGGUUGUUCUUGAUCUAUCAGGCAGCUUGGUCACGCAUGAUUGGAGAUGCUGGAGCCUCAUGCAGACUGCAUCGAAGCUUAAAGUUCUUAUUUUGGAGGAAUGUCACCUAUUAACAUCAACCCCAGACUUCUCAUUGUUUCCAAAGCUGCCUAAUCUAUCAAACUUAAAAGCAUUGAGAGAGAUGAAUGCAGGAGGAUGUCAAAAGCUGCGAGAACUUGAAGGACUUGGUGGGUUGGUAGAUUUGGAAGAGUUGUCUAUUAGAGGAUGUACUAAAAUUGAAAAGCUGCCUAAUCUAUCAAACUUAAAAGCAUUGAGAGAGCUGAAUGCAGGAGGAUGUCAAAAGCUGCGAGAACUUGAAGGACUUGGUGGGUUGGUAGCUUUGGAAGAGUUGUCUAUUGGAGGAUGUACUAAAAUUGAAAAGCUGCCUAAUCUGUCAAACUUAAAAGCAUUGAGAGAGAUGUAUGCAGGAGGAUGUCAAAAGCUGCGAGAACUUGAAGGACUUGGUGGGUUGGUAGCCUUGGAAGUGUUGUCUAUUGAAGGAUGUACUGAAAUUGAAAAGCUGCCUAAUCUAUCAAGCUUAAAAGCAUUGAGAGAGAUGUAUGCAGGAGGAUGUCAAAAACUGCGAGAACUUGAAGGACUUGGUGGGUUGGUAGCUUUGGAAAAGUUGAAUAUUGAAGGAUGUAUUGAAAUUGAAACGCUAUCUAAUCUAACAAGCUUAAAAGCAUUUAGAGAGAUGUAUGCAGGAGGAUGUCAAAAGCUGCGAGAACUUGAAGGACUUGGUGGGUUGGUAGCUUUGGAAAAGUUGAAUGUUGAAGGAUGUACUGAAAUUGAAAAGCUGCCUAAUCUAUCAGACUUAAAAGCAUUGAGAGAGAUGUAUGCAGGAGGAUGUCAAAAGCUGCGAGAACUUGAAGGACUUGGUGGGUUGGUAGCUUUGGAAAAGUUGAAUAUUGAAGGAUGUGCUGAAAUUAAAAAGCUGCCUAAUCUAUCAGACUUAAAAGCAUUGAGAGAGAUGUAUGCAGGAGGAUGUCAAAAGCUGCGAGAACUUGAAGGACUUGGUGGGUUGGUAGCUUUGGAAAAGUUGAAUAUUGAAGGAUGUGCUGAAAUUAAAAAGCUGCCUAAUCUAUCAGACUUAAAAGCAUUGAGAGAGAUGUAUGCAGGAGGAUGUCAAAAGCUGCGAGAACUUGAAGGACUUGGUGGGUUGGUAGCUUUGGAAAAGUUGAAUAUUGAAGGAUGUAUUGAAAUUGAAACGCUGCCUAAUCUAACAAACUUAAAAGCAUUUAGAGAGAUGUAUGCAGGAGGAUGUCAAAAGCUGCGAGAACUUGAAGGACUUGGUGGGUUGGUAGCUUUGGAAAAGUUGAAUGUUGAAGGAUGUACUGAAAUUAAAAAACUGCCUAAUCUAUCAGACUUAAAAGCAUUGAGAGAGAUGUAUGCAGGAGGAUGUCAAAAGCUGCGAGAACUUGAAGGACUUGGUGGGUUGGUAGCUUUGGAAAAGUUGAAUAUUGAAGGAUGUACUGAAAUUAAAAAGCUGCCUAAUCUAUCAGACCUAAAAGCAUGGAGAGAGAUGUAUGCAGGAGGAUGUCAAAAGCUGCGAGAACUUGAAGGACUUGGUGGGUUGGUAGCUUUGGAAAAGUUGAAUAUUGAAGGAUGUAUUGAAAUUGAAACGCUGCCUAAUCUAACAAACUUAAAAGCAUGGAGAGAGAUGUAUGCAGGAGGAUGUCAAAAGCUGCGAGAACUUGAAGGACUUGGUGGGUUGGUAGCUUUGGAAAAGUUGAAUGUUGAAGGAUGUACUGAAAUUAAAAAGCUACCUAAUCUAUCAGACUUAAAAGCAUUGAGAGAGAUGUAUGCAGGAGGAUGUCAAAAGCUGCGAGAACUUGAAGGACUUGGUGGGUUGGUAGCUUUGGAAAAGUUGAAUAUUGAAGGAUAUACUGAAAUUGAAAAGCUGCCUGAUCUAUCAAACUUAAAAGCUUUGAGAAAGAUGAAUGUAGGAGGAUGUCAAAAGCUGCGAGAACUUGAAGGACUUAGUGGGUUGGUAGCUUUGGAAGAGUUGGAUGUUGAAGGAUGUACUGAAAUUGAAAAGCUGCCUGAUCUAUCAAACUUAAAAGCUUUGAGAAAGAUGAAUGUAGGAGGAUGUCAAAAGCUGCGAGAACUUGAAGGACUUAGUGGGUUGGUAGCUUUGGAAGAGUUGGAUGUUGAAGGAUGUACUGAAAUUGAAAAGAUGAAUGCUCGAGGAUGUCAAAAGCUGCGACAACUUGAAGGACUUGGGGGGUUGGUAGCUUUGGAAGAGUUGGAUGUUGAAGAAUGUAUUGAAAUUGAAAAGCUAUCUAAUCUAUCAAACUUAAAAGCUUUGAGAAAGAUAAAUGCACGAGGAUGUCAAAAGCUGCGAGAACUUGAAGGACUUGGUGGGUUGGUAGCUUUGGAAGAGUUGGAUGUCGAAGGAUGUACUGAAAUUGAAAAGCUGUCUAAUUUAUCCAACUUGAAAGCUUUGAAAAAGAUGAAUGCACGAAGAUGUGAAAAGCUGUGAUAACUUGAAGGACUUGGUGGGUUGGUAGCUUUGGAAGAGUUGGAUGUUGAAGGAUGUACUGAAAUUGAAAAGCUGUCUAAUUUAUCAAACUUGAAAGCUUUGAAAAAGAUGAAUGCACGAAGAUGUCAAAGGCUGCGAGAACUUGAAGGACUUGGUGGGUUGGUAUCUUUGGAAAAGUUGGAUGUUGAUGACUGCAAAAAGCUACAAGAACUUGAAGGGCUUGAUGAGUUGGUAACAUUGGAGGAGUUAUCUAUUCAAAGAUGUAGAGAAAUUGAGAAGCUUCCUAAUUUAUCAAAGUUAAAAGCAUUGGCAAAGUUGUGUGUGAAUGACUGUGAAAAGCUGCAAGGACUUGAAGGGGUUGAUGGGUCGGUAGCAUUAGAGGAGUUGUCUAUUGAAGGAUGUACUGAAAUUGAUAAACUGCCUAAUCUAUCAAACUUAAAAGCUUGGAGAAAGAUGCAUGCUGAUAAAUGCAAAAAACUGCAAGGACUUGAAGGGCUUGUUGAGUUGGUAACUUUGAAGGAGUUAGCUAUUGAAAGAUGUGGAGAAAUUGAGAAGCUUCCUAAUUUAUCAAAGUUAAAAGCAUUGAGAAAGUUGUGUGUGAAUGACUGUGAAAAGCUACAAGGACUUGAAGGGCUUGAUGGGGCGGUAGCAUUAGGUGUAUUGUAUAUUGAUGGAUGUGAGGAAAUUGAAAGACUGCCUGAUCUAUCGAACUUGAAAUUGUUGAGCAAGUUCUCUGCAGUUGGCUGCAAGAAGCUACAAGAGCUUGGAGGACUUGAAGAAUUGGCAGCACUUAUGGAGCUAGUGAUAACUGGAUGCAUAGGAAUCAAAGAACUCCCUAAUCUGUCAAAACUAAAGCUUUUAAGUUUUCUGGAUGUCUCCAAAUGUGCUAAUCUUGUAGAAAUUGAUGGACUUAAUGGGUUGGAAAAAUUGAAGGUCUUGAACUUCUCAGAAUGUGAAGCUAUCAAGAAGUUACCAAAUCUACAGAGCUUGAAAAGUUUAGCAUAUUUGUCACUUGAUGACUGCAAGAAGCUACAGGAACUUGAAGGAGUUGAUGAGUUAAACAAUUUGGUGCACCUAAGCAUCGCAGGGUGCAAGGAAAUUAAAAAGCUGCCUACCUUAUCAAGACUGGACAAAUUAGUUUAUCUAAAGUGUAAGGGUUGUGAAAAUUUGCCAGAGGCUUGGAGGACGGAGGCACUGGAACGGUUUAAAAAAGAGCUGGAACAGAGACUUGAAUUUCUCGAUGAGUUCCAUAAUCUUUGCCUUCAUGAUGUCCAAAACCCACAACAAAUAGUCAGAGACUCGGUCGAGUCUGGUUUUGCCGAUACUUCCUUGAAGAUCCUGGGCCUCCCAUUUUCUGCUGUACAAACUAAAAUUUUUAGCGUGAGACUAAAGGAGGGCUAUGAGCUAAUAAAAAUGGAUGAAAAUUUAAGAAUUGCAUUUGUCAGCAAUCUUCAUCGCGUUAGAUCGAAUUUCAUAACUGCCUCGAUCUGGAAAAAGAUUUUCAAUCAAGCUGUUCUCAAGCAGUUUGCAAGGCUUCUUCCCCAAUCUGCAACUACUGUUCAAUCAUCAUGA